CAAUAUCAAAUCACAGCUCGUGCAGACGUCUGUAUACCUCGCAUAAACCACAGUGGCGCAGGGCUUUAUAUCCUGGCUUGCCUCCGAUUGGUUACUUUUGUUUUUGCCACAGCUCUUAAGGGGUCCAUGCUUUACAAUGCCUUCGACGUCUAUAGCUAUUUAGACAUGUGUUCUUUCAACGCAAAGGACAGAUAGCUGACUAGGUUUCUCGAUAACGACGGGGAAGCGUGCAAAGCUGAUCUAGUUAUCUUCUUACAAGUCGCGUUCCUUCACUCUGUCAAAAUUGAGCUCAACCAAACUACGGCCAAUUUCCACGGCCUGACUAUGAUGGAUUACAGUCUAUAUGGGCUUUUCCCAUUUGCAAAUGGGAUACAGUAUGCCCAACAAGCAGUCCAACCUUACUCGCAAAUCGCACAGCUUCCGCCCACUUUACCCGACACAGCACAGCUACAACAACAACAGCAUCAACAUCAACAACAACAACAGCAACAGCAAGCUGCCUCGCCUGCCGAUGGGGGAUCUCCCAGCGCUGAGAACGGUGACAGUUCUGGACCGAAACGACUUCAUGUCACAAAUAUACCAUUUAGGUUUAGGGAUAAUGAUCUUCGACAAAUGUUUGGGUCAUUCGGUGUUAUAGCAGAUGUUGAAAUUAUUUAUAAUGAAAGGGGAUCAAAGGGAUUCGGGUUUGUAACGUUCAAUACCGCUGCAGAAGCGAACAAGGCGAGAGAAAAGCUGAACGGGACGAUAGUUGAUGGGAGAAAAGUCGAGGUCAACAAUGCAACCCCACGACCGCACGCGAAAAAAAGCCCGGCCCCCGCUAGAGGACCUUAUAGCAAUGGUCUAGUACGGGCUACUGCAGUAAGAGGAGCUAGACGAGGGAUAAUACCUAUCACGAAGUUCAGCACACGUGCGCUACCACAGCUAGCCAUACCAGCAGCAUACGAGGCGUAUCCGGGUUACGUAAGUUUAUACGAGGCAUAUGCGGAUCAGGCUUGUCUUGAAGCGUAUUUAAGAAGACCAGCAUGUGCAACAUAUCCAAGCUAUGAGCUCGCGGCCGCCUACAGUGCUUACCCUGCGGCAGCGUACGCAGCGGCCGCGGCAGCAGCAGCAGCACCAGCUGCCUAUCGCACUCCCGUCCCCGCCCCUCCCCCGCCAGUAGGUUACGGCACCGGAUACAGAUACGCUCCGUACUAGCGGCCGCGUGGGACCUGGUGCUCACUUAACACACACAGAUGAAUACAUGCGACCUCAUCUACACGAUGUUUCUGUGUCGUUCUCCCCAGUCCACUCUAGUUGUGCUCGAAGUUCUUGAUCGAGAAAGCGUGGGACCGAUUGGAAGAUUCAAGACUUUACAUGAAGAAACACACAGGUCAUCACAUGGACUAAAUGGGCCAGUUUUUUUAAAUAGCAAAAA
Messenger RNA from Nematostella vectensis (starlet sea anemone), 1414 nucleotides. RefSeq names its product RNA binding protein fox-1 homolog 2. Gene Ontology annotation, cellular component: nucleus; cytoplasm. The record is from RefSeq and is a predicted model, not a curated record. The transcript has 9 exons. Gene Ontology annotation, molecular function: mRNA binding. Lineage: Eukaryota; Metazoa; Cnidaria; Anthozoa; Actiniaria; Edwardsiidae. The coding region runs from base 325 to 1194 and encodes 289 amino acids. Gene Ontology annotation, biological process: nervous system development; regulation of alternative mRNA splicing, via spliceosome.